AUGGAACAGCUGGCACCCGUCGUCUGGUCUGCUAUCGAACUGGCAGCGACCAGCCGGUUAACUAUCUCUUCACGAUGGAAAAAGACGUCCGAGGGAUCCCUCCUUUCUGCCUGGUCAGGUUCAUCUAUCAGAUUCAUAUACUCCGGCUCAGCACUCGAGCUCAAGUUUGGCUCCCGCACAGAGCGCAAGGACAGAUGGAAUGGCGGCACCCAGAUGCUUGAAUGUUCUGUCAUCCCCACUACCUCGAGGUCGAGUGAUCUCAGACGUGAACAAAUACGCAGGUUCGAUGCUGAACUGGGUUUCGUAUUUUCACUCCCUCUCAUCGGCGAGAAGUGCACCGUCUGUGUCACUCAUAUUGACUGGGCAUCUGUUGUUGAGGUGGAGUCCUUCUUGGUUGGUGCGGGUGAAAUCAUUGAACCAUUCACGGAAGCAGAACAAUGGCCGACGGUCAUGGUAAUGGGCGAUUCAAUAUCGUGCGGAUACGCACCUUCGGAAAAGGAGCCCAUUCUCCGUGGAUGCUUGGAUGCUUUUCCACAUCGAGCACAACGCAUCCUCGCAGAUACCUGUAGCCUCAGCCUCAAUAUCGAGCUAGUUGCAUAUCCUGGAGCAUCACUCGUUGAACCGACAGACGAAGAAUGCGCUGAUGGCAUACCAUUUAGCAUACUAACCAAAUUUUUCGAUCACUCUCCAUGGUCCCAUCAUAAAUGGGAAAUCAGUGGCAUGCCCACCGUCAUCGUUAUUGCACUUGGGACAAAUGAUGAGAGCAAUGAUGUCUCGUUUGACCGAUUUAUUGAUGAGCUGAACACAUUUAACAAAACCUUGAUCAAGGUAUUCCCCUCUGUGAAGGACAUAUGGCUUAUUCCACCUUUUGAAGACUUCAAUGAGACGGGCCACUCGGAGUUCCGACAACAUCUUCUUUCUGGCAGUCAUGCCGUGCAUUUUUCUGUAGAUCUACCAGUUCGCAUCUGCGAUCUACAGAAUGUCAUGACGAAAGACUUGACGGUCGAUGGCUUGCAUCCAACAGUCAAGGGCCAGGAAAUUCUCGCAAACAGUUUUGCAGAAUUUGCACGACUGUGGUUUGGGGCGAUAAGCAUUCCCUGA
Molecule: messenger RNA, 1101 nt
Organism: Fibroporia radiculosa
Lineage: Eukaryota; Fungi; Basidiomycota; Agaricomycetes; Polyporales; Fibroporiaceae
Exons: 5
Coding region: 1-1101 (366 amino acids)
Molecular function (GO): hydrolase activity, acting on ester bonds
Source: RefSeq, a predicted model, not a curated record